UUAAUUAUAAAUGAGGGUUGUGGUUGCAGUCAUUGGUUCUUUUCAUUGAGCAACAAAAUUAGUGGAUGAACUGAUAUAGCACCUAUAGCUACAAGAAGCAGAAAUGCACUAUUUCACUUUCCAUGCUGAAAGUUCAGAGUUAUCUUGCAUCCAAUCUGCGUUAAUGGGCUGCAAUACUACUUUUGUUGGUGUGGCACCAUGCCAUCGAAUGUGCCCAAUCUAUCAUGCAGAAAAAAUGAACAAAACAGUACAUGUUUCCCUCACGAACCAACGGAACUCUUUUGAUUUGACAUACAAACCAUCGAAACUCUCCUAAUCUGACAUACGAACCAUAGGAAGAGGAAGAGGACGACGGGAGACCUCACCUUGCUGGUGCAGUGGCUGCAGAUCUGGAGCACUAGCCUUGGCUCCGCCUUGGCCCGUGCGCGACCAUGCCCUAGGAGCCGCACGAAGGACACCAGGCUCACCUCCAUCCAGAGCAUGUUGAGGCAGUUGUGCUUCGGGGGGAGCCGCCGACGACGAGACGCUUCCUUGCCGGGGGCAUGGCAUGCGCCCUUGGGGGAGGGGGAGGCAUAGCGAGCACCAUCAGCGGCUGCCUCCAUGCGCGCCCUACGCGGAGGCUGCCGCAGUAGGCACGCUCGCCUGGGCCGCUGCUCCCCCACAGGGCGCCGCCGCUCGCCGGGGGAUGCUGCGCCGCUCCCUCGCCGGAGGCACGGCAUACAACCUGACACGCCUUUCUUUUAACCGUCAACACAAGCCACCUAGUGAUGAGCUCACCCUAGAAACGGUUAGGAAUUUCUCAAAGUAUCAUGGAAGAAAAGAUACAAAACAAUUAGCUGGCCAAAAUUAGUGCUAAUGAUCAAUUCAAGUGCUAACUAAGAGGUAUGCAGAUAAGAGUGAAAGCUUACUAGAGCUUAUGAGUAGUUUAAAGCAUUAUUGAAAACAUGGACCAAGCAAGCAAAAAUUAUCUAAUCACUGGACAUAUAGCCUGAAAGAGAUAUCAAGAUUAAUUCACCUGAGUAAAACCGAGCAUUCUGCUUAUGUCCAGUUGCAGCUUUUCUGCAGUUACUAAGUUGACCUGCCCGCCCAAUGGAGCUAAUACAGACAAGCAAACCAAGCUACUAAUAAUGCAUCUUUUAGCUAAUUCACAAGAGGCAAGCUCUGAGCAAAAAGGCUGUUGUAGCUAGAGUUGUUAGCUGAGACAAAAUCAAGGACAUGCUAGCUACUAAUGAUGCAACUAAAAUAUCAUGGCAUGAAAGAGCAACAUAUGAUUAAAAUCAAUACAUAUGAUUAAAUUCACAAUGCAAGAAAAAAGCUACAUGCCACACAUGGGGUUAAACAAAAUCAGACAACUUCUAUGCAAGACAACUCCAGUAACAAAUAACAGUGGCAAAGGAAUAAACAAUAGCUCAUCCAGUUAAGUACCUUAAUGUGUCUCUGCACAAACCUGAAAAAUUGAGUUGAUUCAGAAUCCACGGUUGUUGGAUGAGCUGCAAAAACAAGUUAAGCAAUACCUCCACUUUAUCCCAUCUGAUUACCUGCGUGAGCUGCUAAUCGACCAAAAGCUGCUGCAGCAAGAGAAGAAAAGCAGACAGAGGCCGAGCUGCACUUGUAGGUCGUACUUGUCCCUGAAAUUCAGAGAGAAAAUAGAGAAGAACUGCAACUACAAUCACAGCCUACCGAGGUGAAAAUCAGUUCAGUUUUCCAUAAUCGACGACAAAAUAGAGGGGAAAACAGAGAAACCCCCCAAAAAUCAGUGUGCGGGGCUGUUAAUCUCACAUAAUAUGCAUUUCCAGUCCACAUCCCUCUCUGAAUAAUCCCUGGUCUAAAUCCAGACACGUGACACAGAUGAGCUCCACCAGAAAUAAACAAUUGAACCGCAAAAAAUAAGAAGACAAAAAACGAGAUGCGCGUGGAGCAGUGCAUGAACUCCCCCUGGUCGGAUCUGCAGCUUCCAGUCCCCCACCACCAUAGCCCGCAGAUGCCUCUCGAGAUUCUAGAAAAAGCACACACCAAUGACCUCCACCAAAACCAAAACAAAUAAAACGAAUUCAACCAGGGCUAACGAAAUGAAAGUCCAUGAAACAAUGGGGCAAUACCACCUUCGUGCGCGUCCCCUCGUCUCUCCACCUCUGAUCUACGCUUCCAACCACGCAAAAUCGCCGGAUCUGAGGGAACAUGAGUGAGAGAGGAGAGAGAGGCUAACCCUAGAGAGAGAAAGGGGAGGAGUAAAAUGAAUCAUGCGUGACCUGAGUCUGGGGACUCGUUCUUCUGGACUGACUAGUGGGCCUAGGGGGACGCUGGUCGACGCGCGUGCAGACCCACAAAUUUACGGCCGGCUGGUACGAAGUCAUUACCAAUAUUAAUACAGCGUUUUCGACUCUCCACAGUUUCUAGUAGAAAAAUCAGAAGAGUGGCCAAAAUUUACUGGUAAGAAUAUCAACCAAUCGCUCAUCUGCUCGGCACCAACCAUGCUUUCCAGUCACCAUGCCCUUGUCGCCUCCCAACUGCAGGCAGUAUCCAAGUCGUGAGCAGAGUAGUAAGCUAUAUAUGUGCGCAGCCUCCAGAUCGAUGCUGCAUCUUCUUCAACCUCUAGCUAGCUGUUCGAUCGAUCGAUCUCUGCUACUCACCAAUCACCAUCUCGCAGAGGGGACGAUGGUGAGCAACGACGCCGACACGGCCGCUCCCAAGCAGCAGGCGUCGUCCAUGGCCCCCAACCCCGGCAAGGCCACGAUCCUCGCCCUCGGCCACGCCUUCCCGCAGCAGCUCGUCAUGCAGGACUACGUCGUCGACGGCUUCAUGAAGAGCACCAACUGCGACGACCCGGAGCUCAAGGAGAAGCUCACCAGGCUCUGCAAGACGACGACGGUGAAGACAAGGUACGUGGUGAUGUCGGAGGAGAUCCUGCGGAGCUACCCGGAGCUGACGCAGGAGGGCUCGCCGACGAUGAAGCAGCGCCUCGACAUCUCCAACAAGGCGGUGACGCAGAUGGCGACGGAGGCGUCGCUCGCCUGCGUCCGCGCCUGGGGCGGCGCGCUCUCCGCCGUCACCCACCUCGUCUACGUCUCCUCCAGCGAGGCCCGGUUCCCCGGCGGCGACCUGCACCUGGCGCGCGCCCUCGGGCUCAGCCCCGACGUCCGCCGCGUCAUGCUCGCCUUCACCGGCUGCUCCGGCGGCGUGGCGGGGCUCCGCGUCGCCAAGGGCCUCGCCGAGAGCUGCCCCGGCGCGCGCGUCCUGCUCGCCACCUCCGAGACCACCAUCGUCGGCUUCCGCCCGCCCAGCCCCGACCGCCCCUACGACCUCGUCGGCGUCGCCCUCUUCGGCGACGGCGCCGGCGCCGCCCUCGUCGGCGCCGACCCUGCCCCCGCCGAGCGCCCGCUCUUCGAGCUCCACGCGGCACUGCAGCGCUUCCUCCCGGGCACGGACAAGACCAUCGAGGGCCGCCUCACGGAGGAGGGCAUCAAGUUCCAGCUGGGCCGGGAGCUGCCCCAUCUCAUCGAGGCGCACGUCGAGGACUUCUGCCGGAAGCUCAUGGCGGAGCGGGAGGGCCUCGCCGCCGGCGAGGCGAUGGGGUACGACGACAUGUUCUGGGCGGUGCACCCCGGCGGCCCGGCGAUCCUGACCAAGAUGGAGGGCCGGCUCGGCCUCGCCGGCGACAAGCUCCGCGCCAGCCGCUGCGCGCUCCGCGACUUCGGGAACGCCAGCAGCAACACCAUCGUCUACGUGCUGGAGAACAUGGUGGAGGAGACCCGGCGGCGCAAGGCGGCGGCGGCGAAGGAGGCCGGCGACGGGGAGGACUGCGAGUGGGGGCUCAUCCUGGCCUUCGGCCCCGGGAUCACCUUCGAGGGCAUCUUGGCCAGGAACCUGCUGGCAACCGCGCGCCCCUGAACUGAACUGAACUGGUGUUGGUGUUCACAGCAUUGUCAUUUCUUUACAAGAUCAGGGAAAUAACUGAGGCUCCAAGAAUUCCUCCUUGAAUGGGAUGCAUAAAAUGAAGCAAAAAAAAAAGAAUCUAGAAUCAAACAUAACAAAAGUUUGUGGUCGA
Panicum virgatum (switchgrass) is the source of this 4045-nucleotide messenger RNA. Its product is annotated as type III polyketide synthase B-like. Gene Ontology annotation, molecular function: acyltransferase activity, transferring groups other than amino-acyl groups. Gene Ontology annotation, biological process: polyketide biosynthetic process. The transcript has 2 exons. The record is from RefSeq and is a predicted model, not a curated record. NCBI's taxonomy places the organism in Eukaryota, Viridiplantae, Streptophyta, Magnoliopsida, Poales, Poaceae. Bases 2488 to 3888 code for a protein of 466 amino acids.